Messenger RNA from Blepharisma stoltei, 1022 nucleotides. Lineage: Eukaryota; Ciliophora; Heterotrichea; Heterotrichida; Blepharismidae. The record is from the annotation of a GenBank genome assembly.
AUGAAUGAAACAGGAAAUCCUUCGAACUCUUCUCUCCGUGAGUGAACAAAAAAUUUUGUUCGCUCAUGGAGGGAGUUUUUUUUUAAUAUUAAAAAAUUUUAAAAAAAUCCUAAUUCGCGAAAAUUGGAAAACAAAUGUUUAUUAAAUUUAUAAAUAUUAUGUUCUAAAACGCAAUUUGUUUAAAAUUAAAGAGAAUUAGUAGAGAUUUCAAUAUAUUAAUUAUCACUUAUAUAUCAAAUUUUUGUUCAGGUUUUUUGGUCAAAAAAUAUGGAUUUUUCCAAUGGUUUUGCUCGCUCACUAAGGGGAGUAAGAAAAAAGCUCCAAGAGCCUAUAUAAGGCUUAUUUUAAUCAUUUUGUCAUUUCUUAUCAGCUUCACCUCAUUCUAUUUUUAUAUUUUCGACAUUAUUCUAGGACGAGAAAACUGGUGAAACUGGCUAAUUAUUUGUGCACUCAUAACAGCUCAUGCUCUUAUUGAAUUAAUUUUCUAUAUAUCAUUAGUCUGCCGGGACGAUAUUAAAAAAGUUAAAAGUAUAUGUUGUUUAGGGUAUGUGAUGUUGAAAAUCAAUGAUUUUUAUAAUAAAUGCAUCAAUUCUAAAUUGAAGAAAGGAAUUGUAUUGCUCAAUUAUUUUAUUAGGCCAACAUUAUUUUUUCUAUCAUUUUUCGAAUUUAAUCUUUCCCCUAAUAGAAGCCAGCAGUAUGAAGUUAUUACUUUUGAAUGUGUAGUCUUUUGCCUUAAAUUAAUAGGAGCAGCAGAUCCUUUCGGGUUAGUUUUACUCGUGCUUAUUAAGCUAUUUGGGAAAAAUAAAGCUAAAAUAGAACAGUCUCCGGGUUCUAUGAAUAGUAGACAAGAAGCAGUAGAAGAAGAAAAAAAAGAAGAAGAAAAAGAAAACAAUACAAAUUAUAAUCAAACUCCUCUUACAAAUGAUAUAACUGAAAUAUAUGAAUGUGAUGAAUUAGAUGAGACUAAAUCAGAAAGUCCUAUUAGAUUAAAAAGCCGAAUUAAAAAUUUUCCCUACAGCUAA